AUGUCACUCAUGCAGACCCUGCCAUCAGAGCUCAUCGAAGGCAUUGCUCGUGCCGCCUACGACGAAGGGGAAAACAAGCAGGAUGUCGCGAGUUUAAUGGCUACUUGCCAAGCGUUCCGCACUCCAGCAAGAUCCGUGCUAUGGGAGUCGCUGUCGAGCAUCGUCCCGCUACUGAAGAUACUCCCUGAGCGCAGGUGGAAAAUGGUGCAGGAAAAUGGGAGAAAUGCCUUUCAAUGGAAGGAUUCAUGGGUAUUUGACCGCUCCCUUACAGCACGACUCGAGGCCUAUGCAAGGCUUGUCAAGAGGUUCAAGUGGAACAAGCAGCGAGACAUCACAAUCCCUUCUCUCAACGCGCUUCUCGUAAAGUGGCCCGGUGUCCUAUCGAAUGGCAUAUUCCCGCAAUUGCGCUAUCUGAAGUGGGAGGAGGACGAAGUCGACGAUGCGCUCUCUUCCGUCUUUCUUGCACGGAUUCCGGGAAAAAAACUGCAAAUGAUUCAUCUCGGGUGGUCACAGAAUGCUAUCUACCUGACCCGACCGGCGUCGGACACCCUCUCGCACUUUCUGACAAGCGUUGUUCCACCCCGUGGCUUUCGCACGUUUGAGUGCACUUCUGCUCCCGUUGGGUACGAUGGUGUCCGCACACUGGCAAACAUGCAAGACCUGCAGAUUGCGGCAUUCUGGCCCAGUAUCCCCGACUCGUUCGCCCCGGAUAAUCCACAGGAAACUGAAGCAAGCUUCUCAAGUUUGCGAGAACUUCAUAUCAAUUCCACGGUGCUCGGCGCUCUUGAAGAGUCGUUGUACUCUAUCACUGCGGAGACGUUGGAGCCACUUCUACGCAUUUCCAACCUCCAAAGCUUCAUCCUGCGCUGUUCCUACAUAAAAGUGGACACUGCGUUCCUCGCCGGGUUGGCUGAGGCCUGCAAGUGCCUCGAGAAGCUCUACUUGUAUUCCGAGAAGCUGAUGCCCUUCUCCUGUUUGCGCACCGUAGCGCAACAAUUUCCUCGCCUGAUAUCUUUCGGGUGUCAUAUUGACGCGAAGAACGUACCAGAGGAGCUGCCACAAAAGCCUGAUGUUCCGUCUACCCUCGGUUCCCUUUCCUUGGACGUGAGCCCCAUCUCGAAUAGUGAGCUGGUCGCUGAACAUCUGGCCGUGCUAUUUCCGGAGCUUGAGCGCGUUGUGCAUGUGCAUAAGUCAGAUGGGAAGGAAGCGUUGCUGUGGAAGGCCGUAGAGACCAGGUUUGUGCCAAACCGGUAUCGCAGAGAGUAUGUACCAUUGCGCGUCUAG
Molecule: messenger RNA, 1284 nt
Organism: Sparassis crispa
Lineage: Eukaryota; Fungi; Basidiomycota; Agaricomycetes; Polyporales; Sparassidaceae
Exons: 4
Coding region: 1-1284 (427 amino acids)
Source: RefSeq, a predicted model, not a curated record